Molecule: messenger RNA, 4844 nt
Organism: Chroicocephalus ridibundus (black-headed gull)
Lineage: Eukaryota; Metazoa; Chordata; Aves; Charadriiformes; Laridae
Gene: CCSAP
Product: centriole, cilia and spindle associated protein
Exons: 3
Coding region: 70-873 (267 amino acids)
Biological process (GO): regulation of mitotic spindle assembly
Cellular component (GO): centriole; spindle; axon
Molecular function (GO): microtubule binding
Source: RefSeq, a predicted model, not a curated record
GGGGCGGGCUCGGCCCCCAGCGGCGAAGGCGAGACCCGGCGGCGGCUGAUCCCGGUUCCCAGCCCCGCCAUGGUGGUGCCGGCGCGCCGCGUGAAGACGGAGUACAUGAAGCGCUUCAAGGAGCCCAAGUGGGAGUCGUGCGGCGCUUGCUACCUGGAGCUGCUGCGCUACCGCCUCAGCCGCCGCCUGCUGGAGCAGGCCCACCGGCCCUGGCUGUGGGACGGCUGGGAGCAGGACAGCGGCGGCAGCGGCGGCGGCAGCAGCAGCACCGCCGGGUCACCCUCGCCGCCGGGUGCCGGCAGCCCCGCGGUCGCGCAGGAGGAGGAGGCGGCGGCAGCGCCGAGCGAGGCGGGACGGGCGAGCCCCGAGAAAGAAAGAGAAGAGCAAGAAAAGCCGCAGAGGGAAGAGCAAGAAAAGCCGCAGAGGGAAGAGCAAGAAAAGCCGCAGAGGGAAGAGCAAGAAAAAAACGUGGAACACACUUCUGUAAAGGAAGCAGACAAAACCAGCCGUACAGGACGACGUCCGAGUCGAAGUGCCUUGUCCAGUCGUAAUGAUCGAAGAUCAGCCAAAAGUCCUCAAAAGACAGAUGCACCAAAAGAGAACAAACAUCCUUUUGCUCUGUAUGGGUGGGGAGAAAGGCAGACGGAUACUGGAAGCCAGAAAACUCACAAUGUCUGUGCUUCUGCUUCAGCAAAUGAAAUUCAUGAAUCUGCUCUACGAGCAAAGAACAGGAGGCAAGUGGAGAAAAGGAAGAUUUCUCAGAGGCGAGUGCGGUCAGCAGAAGCGGAGAAAGCUUGGCGAAUAAAGCCCUCCCCGCCAGACAACCCUUGGAUGACGGAGUAUAUGAGAUGCUACUCAGCAAGAGCUCGGUGAAUUCGUAUUCCCUUAGGCAUCUUCAAAAGAAGUUACGCAUAUCAGGACACUGGUGCAAGGAACCAAACUACUUAUGCAAGGUUUUUAUAGGGAGUUUCCAGCUGUUAAAAUAUUUAUUACAAUAUUUUUAUCUUGGCUACCUACCUCACAGUGGGGUGUAUUGUUGGAGCCAUAACAUUUGAAGAGGCUUUUAAAUACAGCUACCCAAACUUUUAAACAAUUCCCCUUUUGGGAAUCUUUCUAAUGCUUCAGUUGACUUGUCUGGGGGUGGGGAGAGGGGGACCUUCGCAUACAAGGAGUCAAAGCAAACACUUUUUUGAUCUUGGUUACAGAUAAUCUGUUGUCCCUUGUUUUAAAAGUCCAAGUCAUGGGGAGGUUGUGUUGGAAAAUUACUUUAAAGGUGUGAUGGAGGUGCCUUUGCAUUUAUAGUACUAUUUGAUUUCAUACUUCUACCAAAAUAAGUAUAUUAAGACAGGCAUCAGGAAAGCCGGUGGGUCUGGUAAACAGCACUAAUAAAUGUAGAUGCUUUAGGCAAACAAAUAUAUAGGCAAACAAAAAUACCAAGUAUUGUUUGUAUAUAGAAACUUUCAAAAAACCUUGUUUGAUUAGUGAAUCUGCUGAUGCUAACUUUUAUUGCUGUUUCUAUGGUCAUUAGAAUAAACUACAAAUUUUCAGGGCAAGAAACAGCAACAGGAUUGUUUUGCUGUUGCUGUGCCUGUUGUACCAAAUAACCGAUGUAGACAAUCAUCUGACGGCUGCUGCUCAAUAAGCAGUUGCUUGUUCCACCAGUAUCAAGUUGCACCACUGUUAAGCUUGUGGUCACACUCACUCUAUGCUUAAUCAUGUACAUGCCCGUUUGUUGAAGGAGAGGGCUGGCUCCUGUCUAGUGAAGUCUAUCUAUUUUUAGCACUUAAGAAUAUCUGUUACACUUAGUGGGGGUCAGAGUGCAAUAUGCAUUCCAUGUGGUGGUAUUGUACAAGUAUACUAUUAAAGUUUUUAAACUUGAAAAAUCAUGUUGAUAGAACCUGUAGAUGAAGUCCUGAGAUGCUUUCUGCCUCUCAAAAUUGGUGCGGGACCCCUCCCUAGAGGGGGGUGAGGGCCAGGGGAACAAGGAGAGGUUGUACCCUUUAGUAAACAAGAGUAUAUAGUGGAGUUUGAACACUCUCGCUUUGUAGGUCCUCCUUCUACAUAGUAAGACAGUCGUUUGUGAGAUCCUCAGUGGGGUUGUUUUUGUUUUUUUUUUCUCUUCAAGCUGCUGUAAUUUUUUUUUUUUCAGUUAAGCUUUAGGCAGAUUAUUGCUGUAGUUGUGAGCUUCGAAGUUCUGUUCAGAUGUGUUGUGUGUUAGGUACAUAUGUUGGUUCUCUCAGUUAAAUUGUUUUGAAGCUUGUGUUUUACAGAUUGGACACCUUCUCACAGGAAGCACGCUUGCACUUCUGCAGCAAGAACCUGCACUAGCCUUAGCUUCAUUCCACAAUCCCAGUGAGUAAGCAGGACUCUAGAAUUACCACUGCAACACACAGAGUUACAGGCUUCGUGAAAAGUUUGAGUGUUACUGAAAGAAAGUAAUCACGCAAGGGGACCAAGCACUGCUGCCUCCUAGUGUUAAUUAUGGUACAUCAGUAAAGGUUUCAUUACUCCGUCAGUUUUAAUCUUGCUAAAAUGUCCUAGAAUCUAUGAAAUUAUAAUCUGAUUUUUACCUGCCUUUUAAGCAGAAAGCUAUAAAAAUACAGACAUUCUUGUUCAGGCUACCUGAUAGAGUUCUUACAGUUUUUAUGUCUGGGAAUGUAUGUAAAGUAUGAUUUAAGUAUGUUUUACACAUAGCAAAAUUAUUCUAUUCUAACUUUUAAGUAAACCCAGGUUAGAAAAUCCAUUUAAAACUUCAGAACAGUGUCCAAAACUGAGUCAAACUAUUCCAGAGGAUGCCUUUAUUCCAUACGAGAUUCCUUUAAUUUCCUUUUAUGCUAUGUUUUCCUCUUUAAAACAGCUGCUGUAAAUACAUUGAAGUUGCUUCUGAUGCUGUUUCAGUUCCUAAAUCCACUCUAGCUUUGAGCAACAGUAGCAAAGCAGUAGCUCAGUCGUGUUCUAACAGCCUUAUUCAAUAGAAACUCUGCCUGUUCCUGAUGCCCAGAACACCACGUACACCUCUGCCUUUGUAGGCUUCAUGUAACUACAGCAGAUGGACUGUGCCCGCGGUGCAUUUUGCCACAUUAAACAGUUUCCUUGAUGGUGUGGGGCAGGGCUCAUCUUGCCAGGCUUUCAAAGACAGCUCCUACUGUUCUCUUCCCACUGAGAACGGAGGAGCCAAGACGAUUAUGUGCCUGCCUUAAGUACCCAUUUUGGAUAAGAUGAACCUCCCAUUAGACGUUGGUGUUUCCAAUAACUAUAGAAGGCUUUAAUGUCUUCUGCCUUGGAUACUAGGUACCAAAUUUAGAACAUCUCAAACAGGCUUCUUCAGGUGAUCUAGAGAGCAUGAAAAUCUUCAACAGCAUCAAGGCUGCUGUGUACUGAGGAAAUGAUCUGGUUCUUAUCCUUGUCUGGUCAAGAGCUGUUCCCUGCCAAAACAAUUUGGUAGAAGACAGUAGUGACACUAAUCGGGCAAUGCCAUGCUUUUUCAAAUGGUCUGUAGCUAAAAAUAAUCCUGGGUGCUAUGUUGGUACUAGCUUGGUUUAAGUAAUAAAAUGCCUGAAGUGAGGGGUAAAUAAUUCUGCAAAUCGGGUAGCCUUCCUGCAUUUGGGCCCGCUUUGACUAAAAAAAGGCAAGUAGGUUUGCUUAGGCCAUGUAAAACAGUAUAGUUCUGAUAACUGCAAGUUGUAUUUUGACAAAAUAUUUGACAUGUGUCAGGCUGAAGUCUGGAAACCUGUUAUUUUAGUGUUUUGAUGUUAACAAAUGAAGAGCCAAUUGACUUGGAAGGCAGAACUUCUCAAGUCUAAAAGCUUUAACGAUAUUCCAUAGAUUCUUACAGGAGGUGGCUGUUUUGCAUUAAAUUGGACUCACUGAAAAUGGAAAACCUAGUGAAUAUCACCAUAUGAAUUAAGGCAGUUCUGGACCUUGUCUUGCAUGGUCUCUUGAAUUUGGCCAAGUGAUGAACACUUCUCACUCCUGUUUUAGAAGUAAAACUUUGUAAGAACACAGUAAAUACUCAGUUGUCCAAAGUUUUCAUUAAAAUAACUGUUCAUUCCUUUUUGUUUCUGAAAGUACUUAGCUAAGUGAAACCAGACUUUUACAAUGUGUAAUGCUGCAAUUUAACUAUAGUGUUGUGAAGACCAGUGUUUACGAUGUAAAAUGUGACAAUGAAAACUGCAUAAGUCUGUCCCUGUACAAUACAGUAGCAUGCCUGUUCAGUCACUGCUGUCACAUCUCUGCAACUAUGAAUUACAGACUCUUUCACUGGAAGCUGAGAUAAUCAAGGUGAUAUCUAAAUGUACAGUCAAACUUCACAAAACUGAGGGACAGACCUGAAUUUUUGGUAAUGAUUUUAUCCGGAUAGAAAAUAUACAUUUUAAGCAAAUUUUUAACAUGUAGGGAAGUGUAUUGUUUUCAUUGUUUUAUGGUAUAAUGCAGUGCCACUGAACUAUAAAGGCCUUGCUGUCUUUUUUUCUUUUUCCUUUUUUUUUUACUGUGACAGGGACCAAAAGCUAGCAAUCUGAGGGCCUUAUGCGUGGUAACCUGGAUGUUCCAAUUUAUUUUCCAGCUCAGUUAGUGCAAUCAGCAGCAAAGCCAUAUAUGGAGCCUGAUUCAACACCUUGACAGUAGGCAUUAACAUUAGGGGUACAAGUGAAUGGGAAGCUGCCUCAGCUAUUGUUAGCACUGAGUUCACUUUAAAAACUAUAGGGAAAUACCAUCUAAGCUUGAAGCAAUAUGUGUUUUUUAAAGUUUUUAAACAGUAUUUGUUUUUAAUGCUUCUGUAUUGUCUAUAUUUAAUAGCGUAGUGUCAACUUGUAUAUGUGAAUAAAAUGAGUGACACAAAGUGC